CAGUGUUGAAAAACUUCAUCAGGAGAGACUUCCCAGCACUUAUCUCUGGAUGUUGUGUUGGAAUUUGAAAAAAUGGACGCGCAGGAUAAAACAAAUAAUGUAAGCAAUUCGGAUCCUGAAAGAGCCAACGUCAGCAGUGCAAACAAAUCCUGGGCCGAAACCUCUGCCGUCGACUUCAACGAUUUAACGGAACAGCUAGAAAAAACGCUAGCCUGUAACCAGGAAUCCAGAAGGAGGAGUGUCUUCAAUCACAAUGUGGCUAACUUUAGUGAGGCACUAUCAAAGGUGGACGAGUUCGAGAACUACAAGAAGCAGGAGCUGCAGAAGCAGCAAAACUUUAUCAACUAUGUGCUGCAGGCGGCGGAUAACUUGAAGCACCUUCCACCCGAAUAUCCUCGUCCCGAACCCAGCGAGGAGCAUCAGCGCUAUCUCAAGGAGGGUCCUAACACGGAGAACUUUAUGCGUGGAUCUGUGGAGUUCAUGAAGAACGCCAACAGCUAUCUAAGAGAGAUGACCGAGGCCCUGGAGUUACAAGCAUCGAUCUCCGAGCUGAGCCAGUGCUCUUUGGACGAUCUGGCCAGCAAGGUCAUCCACCAGAACCUAGCGAAGACAUCAAAGAAUAGUCAUACAAUAAAAUAAAUGUUACUCUCCGAAAAACAGCGCAGUUUGUAGUCAAGAUAA
Messenger RNA from Drosophila ananassae, 681 nucleotides. RefSeq lists its product as uncharacterized. The transcript has 2 exons. Bases 73 to 639 code for a protein of 188 amino acids. Lineage: Eukaryota; Metazoa; Arthropoda; Insecta; Diptera; Drosophilidae. The record is from RefSeq and is a predicted model, not a curated record.